AUGUUGUCUCUUUUGCAAAAGCGAAUUGCGGCAACAAUAAAUUGCAAUACAGCUAUAAACAAGGCUCAUUAUGCCACAGCAUCACAAGAGCCAAUAGAUCAUCAUAAACGGUUUCAUCUUCAUGAAUGGCCAAAGUCCGCCAAGCCCUCGGCAUAUGAGAUAUUUGGAUUAACUUCUAAAGAUAUGGGGAUGUCUACAUUAGAGCUAAAUAAAGUUCUCAAAAGGAAAUAUUUAGCGUUAGUCAAGAUAUAUCAUCCGGAUACGUCACUUUCCAUCCUAUAUAAGGGUGGUGAAAUGACCCCAGAAAUGAAGAGAAAAAGAUUUGAUAUGAUCCAAGAAGCCUAUGAUAUAUUGAAAAAUCCCAGACGUAGAACCGCAUAUAAUCGGUAUCAAACCACGUCAUGGGAUCAACAAGGAAGAUAUUCUGGAGAUGGAGGGCAAUGGAGUAAAGAGAAUUUUGAAGCUUAUAGAAGAGCCCAUGCUCAUAGAACAAGAUAUAAUUUUGAAAAUGAUGAACAAUUUUGGCUGGCUAGUACAUGGCAAGAUUAUUAUCAAAUGAAAUACAACAGACCUCCACCAACAAAGGAAGAAUUAGAGAAAAAUAAGUAUAAAAUCUUAUUUGGGGUUAUUGCUGUUGGUGUAUUGGGGUUUGGAUUACAAAUAAUGAAUGCCAUUGAUAAAACAAACCAGUAUUUACUAGAGACUCAUCGUUUGAAUAUGAAAUCCAUGAAGGAUUUGAAUGAAAGUUAUGAUAAUUAUGGUGAAGGUUACAGUGAUGCCGAUAAACUCAGAAGGUUUUUGAUAAAUCGAAGAAGUACUAUCAAACUGAAAAGAGAAGAAGGGGAAGGAAAAGAGCCAGAGCCUAGCGAUCACGAACUAUUGACAAGGUUUGCCAGGAAAAGAGUAGAUAUAUGGGAUAAGGAGGACAACAGCAAUAAUCGUUGA
This is a messenger RNA of Candida dubliniensis CD36, 945 nucleotides long. RefSeq lists its product as uncharacterized. Lineage: Eukaryota; Fungi; Ascomycota; Pichiomycetes; Serinales; Debaryomycetaceae. The record is from RefSeq and is a predicted model, not a curated record. The coding region runs from base 1 to 945 and encodes 314 amino acids. The transcript has a single exon.